CCAGGCAUCUUGGAUGGGCGGAUGUCUCCAGCUAUUCCACGCUACCAAGCUUUGUGGCGAUGGGGAGAAGCGUCCUUUACCAAGCCAUGGCUGGGUGUGGGCGCGUAGGAGGGAGCAUGACCCAGAGCAGCCGUCUUCCUCCCGGUCAUGAUUCGCCCAGUCAACGUCCCAGUCUCAGGAGUGCGGAGAGCCGACGUGCAGCUCCUGCCUGGGGUGUCCUCAGCUCGUCCGAUAUUUGACCGACGCAGGUGAUUAUUUAUGAAAAGAGCUCUCCGUCACGUUCGACCACCCCGGCACAUUGGCUAUGAGCUUCCGAAGCACAAGAGUACACGUCCCAACCAGGAGGGGGCUCCCCAGAGCCUUCGUGGUCAGCGAUAAUACCAUCUUAACACCACCCUCCGAUGAUAUUUUCAUCACCUAACCAUUUUUUUUUUGGCCCCUUCGAGGCUUCUACUCCCCGAGACAUGGCUAACGAAUCCGAGAACCGACGAGUGUCCACCGUGGGGAGCACGUCAGGCGUCCUCCACCAGCGAGCGCCACUAUACCAAAUAUUUGUGGUGAAUCUGGUGAUGGUGGCUUUAUUCGGUUGUGUUGGCAAAGCGUCUGCCGUCCGUGGUUGGGGACUCGGGUCACAACUCAUCUCCGGGCCUUACCACCAGAACGGAAUAAUAAUGAAAAAAUUCGCAACAAAAAAAAAACAAAGAACGCACUUGAACCCAAAGAGGGAAAGGACUCAAAGGAGUCUGGCACGGGACGGCAGAGAAGACUCAAACACGAGGUGGGAAGAGAGACUAAAACAAAGAGAGCAGGGGUUGGGACUGGCCAAAGGUCGAGCGAGAAUCCGCGAGCUGCAUGGAUAACCUGAUGGCCUGCCCAAUAGCGUCCGACAUGCGGUGAUUUACCUACCACGAAGGAU
Penicilliopsis zonata CBS 506.65 is the source of this 916-nucleotide messenger RNA. RefSeq lists its product as hypothetical. NCBI's taxonomy places the organism in Eukaryota, Fungi, Ascomycota, Eurotiomycetes, Eurotiales, Aspergillaceae. The transcript is spliced from 2 exons. The coding region runs from base 402 to 860 and encodes 152 amino acids. The record is from RefSeq and is a predicted model, not a curated record.